Molecule: messenger RNA, 1202 nt
Organism: Salvia miltiorrhiza (redroot sage)
Lineage: Eukaryota; Viridiplantae; Streptophyta; Magnoliopsida; Lamiales; Lamiaceae
Product: probable ubiquitin-like-specific protease 2B
Exons: 10
Coding region: 629-1168 (179 amino acids)
Biological process (GO): proteolysis
Molecular function (GO): cysteine-type peptidase activity
Source: RefSeq, a predicted model, not a curated record
AUUUGCUAAUCUUAGUUUUGUUUUUGUUUCGGUAAAUAGUUGAAUUUUGAUGUUAUUUUAUUUGCCUAGUAUGUCCGUGUGGCAGCAUAUCUCUACACGAAUGUAUGGAAGAGUUGUUUUGACAAAAAACAAGGAUACCGAGCCAUGCUUGACCCAACAUUUGCGGUUUGGAAAAACUGCUAUGCCUGAUUGGUUUUUGUUGCAGUGUCGUGCUGCGCAAGGAUACUCCGAUUUUUCAAAGUAUACCAAACAUAUCAGGGAAAUGCAUUGUGUGAAAAUUAGUGUAAUCUUUGUCCCAGUCCUUGAACAAAAUCGCUGGUGGUGUGCUGCGUACUCAGUGAACACGAGGGAGAUCCUCGUGAUUGAUUCAUUGAGUACAAAGAAUGCAUUAUCAGUACAUGAACAAAGAUUGACAGAGCUGUUUUCAAGAGCUUGCCGGGGUCCACAGACCAUCCUAUAGAUACUCUAAAAUGGAAUCGUGAACCUAUAGAGAUGAUGGAGCAAACUGACGGUAAUAGCUGUGGUGUUUGCAUGCUGGCUGCUAUCAAGAUUAGUGCCACACGAUACGGGAAUGUGAAUCUGAUAUCUUAUAAAUAAUACUAUACCGAAGGAUGAGCACAGGUUCCACAUGUUCAGUCCUUUUUUCUUUCAGAAGAUUCUCAAUAAUAAAAACAGCUUUGGAGCAGUUGAUUUUGAGUUUGUACAUUCAUGGACAAAUGAUGUGAAUCUUUUUCAAAAAGAUUAUGUGCUGAUUCCUUUAUGCAUGAGUGAACAUUGGAGUUUGAUUAUCAUCUGCUAUCCUGGACAAGUGGCCCUUUUAGGCGAAAAAAAUAUGGAUGGGUCAACGGAAGUGCCAUGUAUUCUACACUUUGACUCCAUUAAAGGAAGACACGCAGACGCAAGGAUUGAAGAAACAAUUAGAAGGUACUUAUUUGAUCAUUGGAAGGUUAAAGAAGGAGUGAAUGAGCAAGAGAAUGAAAGGAUUGAAAAUAAUUUUCUAUCAUUGAAGUUUUCUUCCCUUGAGCUACCAAUGCAGGAGAACUCGUACGAUUGUGGCGUUUUCCUGCUUCACUAUGUAGAACAAUUUCUUGAGCUGACUUCAAACAGGACAACUGACUUUAUGGAACAGCUUGAUCAGAAUUGUGAAGGAAACCCAACCUGCAGAUGAAAAUGUCCAGACUAAGGUAUAUGAUAACUGAUUU